CUUUAUUAUUUUAUUUAAAAAUCUUUCUUUUCCUUUGGCUUUGUACAUUCUCUUCUUUAUUACCACACAAUAAUAUACCCUUUUGAUUUCUUUUUCAACGAUGGGAAAAGGUCAAGAAUACGUUAUCUACCUCGAGACUGAAGAAGAAGAGCGCCAACAGAUUACUAGAGCAACCCAGCGUCGAUGGCUCUAUGUCCGUCGAUUCAUUCUCUCUCUUGUUGGCGUGGGAUUAGUUAUGCACUGCCUGGCUCUAACCCCAACCCCGACUCAACUGGCGCAGUACUGGCAAUCAUUUGAAACAUCUGAAGCAGCUAUAGCCACAACAGCAGCAACAGCAGCAGCAACAAGAACAAUAAACUCUGACAGUGUGAUGUUUGCAGCUGAGGAGGUACAGCCAAGAACAGUUCUGCACACCGGAUUCCCACCAGUCGAAAAUAUCUCUGGUCAAAAGAUUACCCCUAGCCAAGCUGCCGCAAUCGCAUUCUCUCCUCAUCCCUCGCUCUCUCCCGUAUCAAUCACAAAUACAAGAUUCGCUGCAGACGGAUUCUUCAGAAAGACAACAAUGGACGAAGGAUGGUGGGACCGUAUCUUUCACCGGGGCCAUGUACACCUUACGUCCGUUCAAUUGGCUGUCCGUAGUCCUGAUCUGUCAUCCCUACAAGCCACCGUUAAGAUUUGUACAACCACACACAGCGGUCUUUGGAAGAAUGUACCCGACAGUGUCAACUGUGUAGCCGAGAAAGCUCUCAAGGUUGCUCCAGAAGACCUUGAAGACGAAGAGAGUGCAUUUGGUAUCCUUGAGUGGAUUCCUGAUGAUGUCAUUGUACUCAAGAAACGUCAGCUUUACUGGUUGGUGGUCGAGGCUCAAGUCGAUAACUUUGAUUGGGUUUUUGCUCAGGCCGGAAUCAAUCCCUAUGGCUCUGCAUUGGAAACAGAGGAGGGAUGGCAAUUGCAGUCACAAGAAGAACCAGUCCCAACAACCAUCAUCGUCGUACAAGACCACUCUUAAAAUCACAUGUCCUUAAUUUUUUCUUUUUUUCUUUUUUCUUUCUCGUAAUCCUCUUGUUCAUAACCUCAUUCCUUUUUUAGUAGUAUUUAGUAUGUAUUUAGUAUGUGAUUCUAAAUAAAGUUAUUCCAUAUAUAUCAC
Phycomyces blakesleeanus NRRL 1555(-) is the source of this 1147-nucleotide messenger RNA. RefSeq lists its product as hypothetical. The record is from RefSeq and is a predicted model, not a curated record. The transcript has a single exon. Lineage: Eukaryota; Fungi; Mucoromycota; Mucoromycetes; Mucorales; Phycomycetaceae. Bases 101 to 1009 code for a protein of 302 amino acids.